Molecule: messenger RNA, 803 nt
Organism: Pteronotus mesoamericanus
Lineage: Eukaryota; Metazoa; Chordata; Mammalia; Chiroptera; Mormoopidae
Gene: PDYN
Product: prodynorphin
Exons: 2
Coding region: 1-771 (256 amino acids)
Biological process (GO): neuropeptide signaling pathway; chemical synaptic transmission; sensory perception
Cellular component (GO): neuronal cell body; axon terminus; dendrite
Molecular function (GO): opioid receptor binding
Source: RefSeq, a predicted model, not a curated record
AUGGCGUGGCAGGGGCUGGUGCUGGCCGCUUGCCUCCUUGUGCUCCCCUCCGCCACAGCGGACUGCCUGUCCCGCUGCUCCCUGUGCUCUGCGAAGACCCAGGACGGGCUCAAGCCCAUCAACCCCCUGAUUUGCUCCCUGGAAUGCCAGGCUGCCCUGCUGCCCACUGAAGAGUGGGAGAGGUGCCAGGGCCUUCUGUCCUUCUUCACCCCCUUCUCUCUUGGGCUUAAUGGUAAGGAAGACUCAGCGAGCAAGGCAGCUUUCGAAGAGGCCUUUAGUGAGCUGGCCAAGUACGGGGGCCCGUUCCUGAAAGAGCUGGAGAAAAACAGAUUCCUUCUCAGCACCCCAGCAGAGGAGAAUGCUCGGAGCAGCAGCCUGGCAGAGAAGCUCAGGGGUCUCUCUGGUGGGUUGGAGGAGGGGUCAGAGUCAGAGCUCAUGGGGGACACCCAGCUGAAUGAUGGUGCCUUGGAAGCUGGCACACUGGAUUCUGAUGAGGAGGACCCCAAGGAACAGGUCAAACGCUAUGGGGGCUUCUUGCGCAAAUACCCCAAAAGGAGCUCAGAAGUGGCUGGGGAGGGGGAGGGGGAUGGAGAUGGGGUGGGCCAUGAGGACCUGUACAAACGCUAUGGGGGCUUCUUGCGACGCAUCCGUCCCAAGCUCAAGUGGGACAACCAGAAGCGCUACGGCGGUUUUCUCCGGCGCCAGUUCAAGGUGGUAACUCGGUCUCAGGAGGACCCCAAUGCCUACUCCAGAGAGCUUUUUGAUGCUUAAACACCUGCCCAUCAUGGAGGUGGGUCAGGAGC